UUUUUUACUCGUUCAGUUGGUCAACUUUACUUUAACAGAACACAAGUGAAAAUGACACAUGUAGAUUUUGGGACCCACUUUCCAUCCGGUCAACUCAUUGAUAAAGAUGGGGGCUGUGAGCUUCAACCUGAAAAUUAUGAAUAUAUAGGGCUGUAUUUCUCCGCUCAUUGGUGUCCACCUUGCAGGGGUUUUACACCUGAUCUUAAGAAACUGUAUGAAACAAAGUCUGAUGAAGACGGGAAAAAACUACAGAUAGUAUUUAUCAGCUCAGAUCGGGACGAAACCAGCUUUAGUGAAUAUUUUGGAGAAAUGCCGUGGAUUGCACUGAAAUAUAAUGAUAGAGAUGGAAAGGCAAAAUUAUCAAGCUUGUUUGAAGUAACAGGCAUUCCAACACUCGUGAUACUUGAUAAAAAUGGAGAUUUAGUAACUAAAGAUGGGCGGUCAGGAGCGUCUGGUUGUAACUCAGCUGGUGACUUUGUUAAAUGGUGCCGGAAGCAGAAGAAGUAAAAAAUACCAGUCAUUGACUGUUUUAGAGUAAACAUUCAGUCAAGCACUACUUUUUUAUUAUAAACAUUUUGAUGUACAAUGUAUUGUGUUUUUAUGGUCUGUUUACACACUUUUGACACGUCGACAUAGAAGAAGAAGAGGAAAAGUUUAUUUCCAACUUGUACAAAUAGAGUACCUCGUUACUUCAAGUAUAAAUAAAAUAUACAUACAGUAUAAAAAUGAUAAAUAAAAUGUCUAUAACAGGAGGAAAUAAUAACAACAAAUCA
Molecule: messenger RNA, 773 nt
Organism: Ruditapes philippinarum (Manila clam)
Lineage: Eukaryota; Metazoa; Mollusca; Bivalvia; Venerida; Veneridae
Product: nucleoredoxin-like
Exons: 3
Coding region: 52-507 (151 amino acids)
Source: RefSeq, a predicted model, not a curated record